This is a messenger RNA of Aureobasidium musti, 1755 nucleotides long. The record is from the annotation of a GenBank genome assembly. Lineage: Eukaryota; Fungi; Ascomycota; Dothideomycetes; Dothideales; Saccotheciaceae.
AUGGAUGAGAAACAGCAACUCAUCGGGUCGCUCCCGGUCGUAAACGAUAUCUCCGAACAGCGUGCACAAGCAAAGAAGAACUCUCGUUGGGGAACCAUCAAGCUCGUCACAGCAUGUGCAGCUCUGGUUGCUUUCCUUCAUUGGUCCUUUGUCCUUCCCCAGCUGCCGCUGAAGCAUCAUGGAAAGCAUGGCAAGCACCACCAUCAAAAGUCGCAAUGUCCUCAGGUUGAGCCUCUUGUGCCUAGCCAGCAGAGCGAUGAAUUGGUCAACAUGGAUGCCUACCUCAAGUCGCCUGCUUUCCAGAACUCAUCUAUUCAACGUCUCUCCGGUGCUGUCCAAAUUGACACUCAGUCGUUCGACGAUCUGGGCAAGGUUGGCGAGGACAAGAGAUGGNAGGUUUUCUUCCCCUUCCACGAGUACCUCGAGAAGACGUUCCCUUUGGUUUACGAGCAUCUCAAGGUUGAGAAAGUCAACACCCACGGCCUUGUUUACACUUGGCAAGGUUCGGAUGCUAGCCUGAAGCCCACUCUGCUUAUGGCCCACCAAGACACUGUUCCUGUACCUGAUGCCACACUCGAUGCCUGGACACACCCUCCGUGGUCUGGUUUCUUCGAUGGCAAGAACAUCUGGGGUCGUGGCUCAUCUGACUGCAAGAACCAGCUGAUUGCUAUCCUCGAGUCCGUUGAGCUACUGCUUGAUGCUGGCUUUACUCCUUCUAGAACUGUUCUUCUUUCCUUCGGAUUCGAUGAGGAGAUCAGCGGUGGUCAAGGUGCAGGCACUCUCGCUCCCUUCAUUCUCGAACGUUACGGUCCUGACUCGCUUGCCGUCAUCGUGGAUGAGGGUGCUGGUAUCGAUGAUGUUUGGGGAGUUACUAUGGCCACUCCUGGUGUUGCCGAGAAGGGCUACACUGAUGUUGUUAUCACUAUCCGCAUGCCUGGUGGUCACUCCUCUAUUCCUCCAGACCACACUGCCAUUGGUGUCAUGAGCGAGCUUAUCACCCAGAUUGAGGCAGACAAGUACCCCCUUCGUCUUGAUGGCAAGAACCCUUACCUUGGUCAGCUCUACUGUGGAGCCGAGCAUGGCAAAGAUNUUCCCAAGAAGCUCGGCAAGCUACUCGACAAGGCUCAAGGUCAGUGUAAAGCAAAGCCUGACGCCCUUGCAUCUGAGGCCGCAAAGGCAGGUCCCGCCAUCCAAUACUUGAUGCAGACCUCCAUCGCCGUCGAUGUGAUCGGUGGUGGUGUCAAGGUCAACGCUCUUCCCGAACGUGUUCAGGCUAUUGUCAACCACCGUAUCAAUGUCGGAGAGCACCCUGCCGAUGCUCAUGCCAAGAUUGCCGGUCUUGCCAAGGGCGUUGCAAAGAAGUACGGUCUUUCUCUGCACGCUUUCGACAACACCACCGAGUCGCCUUCUUCCAUUUCGCUCAGUGCUUUCGAGCGCGUUCUUGAGCCUGCUCCUGUUACACCCACCUCGGUCGAGGGUGAGACUGCCUACAGCGUUCUGUCUGGUUCAAUCCGUGCUCUGUACGGCAGCGAGGUCAUUGUCGCCCCUGGCAUUAUGACCGGCAAUACUGACACCAAGUACUACUGGGACCUGUCCCGCAACAUCUUCCGUUUCGCUCCUGGUUACGACGGCGAGUCGAGCGGUUUGGGUAACAUACACACUGUGGAUGAGAGAGUUUCUAUCAAGAACCACGUCAACACUGUCAAGUGGUUCUCUCUGUUUAUUCGCAACAUGGAUGAGGCCGAGCUUGACUAG